GUGGGAUUCGUGGUAUCGUCUUAACGAUCCUCUCUGCAGAAUCUUUCCACUCCAUAGAUCAUGACACGCUGAACAGAGACAUAAUAGAACAUGAAUCCACAGUCCUAACACAUGAGGUACUUGUCCUCACACUGUAUGUUUCUCAAACCUUUAACAUAUACAUCGCUUACCCUAGCUUCUUUCACUGGUUCGCAUCACUGGGCAAAUCACUGGGCAGAACCUCCCUUGAUGCGGUUCAACUUCCGCUCAGUGGACGAUAAGAAAUCAUUUCUACAAUUCUACAUAUCGAUCUCGAAUGAACUUACCACCGCCUCGAACCCUGUCAUCCUUCGGAUCCUUGUUGAAGACGAACAAAUGCUCUACCCAUCUGCUGGGGUGACGGGCGUGGAAAGGCUCCUCUUCGAGCUUGCUGCUGAAUUAAUCAAUAAUAUCAUUCAUGGGGACGGGGCGCUUCAGUUGGCGUAUCUCGUGAAAUUGGAAGAGCACCCCCCCGAGACCGAUGUCCAGUGCAUCAAGUCUAUCCUCCAGUGGAACCCUCUGACUUUCAUCGUUCUCUCAGCUCCUACUCUGGCGUUGGAGCAUCGUGUCCUGUUUUCCUCUAGCGAUAUUAUCAAGUCGGAGAACUGUAUUAGCCAUGCUGCUCAGUUGUUCGUCCCCUCGGAACCAUUGAGACCUUCUAAUGAUACUUCUUCAUCAUUCGAGAAUAAUAAUAUCCAAGGUCUUCCAGCAGAACUUGAACUGGUAACACCAUUCCAGACACUCUGCAGGGCCUAUUGUCUACCGACGGAAUAGGGGAAGAUCAAGGCUAUUCACGUACCGAUGUCUUUGCUCCAUACUGCUGUACUGAAUCCUGGUCCGGAAGUGAGGGCUGCGCUGAGGUUGACGAUGCUUCACGAGAUGACCCAUCGUGUCUUGGAGCACAUUUUCAGGUGGCCUGGCGAUCCCCCGAUAAGGUCGAUACCGUGGAUUAAUUCUGGUGUCUUCGAUGAUGC
Messenger RNA from Desarmillaria tabescens, 992 nucleotides. RefSeq lists its product as uncharacterized. The transcript has 3 exons. Lineage: Eukaryota; Fungi; Basidiomycota; Agaricomycetes; Agaricales; Physalacriaceae. The coding region runs from base 112 to 792 and encodes 226 amino acids. The record is from RefSeq and is a predicted model, not a curated record.